CUAGCGGUUCAUCUGAGGCUUUUAUUGUGGAGAAUGCAGCGGACCGGAAGUCCUGACUGGCGGGUAAAGUCAGUGACCUCCGUGAUGGCGGCGGGUCGAGGGGAGUUCUUCCGGAGCCUGUGGACGGGUCUGGAGACUCUGUCUCCUCCAGGAGGACGACCAGCACCGCCGGGACGCGGCAGAGCGAUGCCCAGGCCGGAGAGAGGACCUGCGGGCAGCCGAGGCUGGAGGAGGCCGCCGAGGGCCGCGUCGAGCCGAGUCACCGGGAGCUUCCGGAGAGAAAGAAAAGAGAGAAAGUCAACAGAUGUCCUCCAGAUGAAGCCUCCUCAGCCCAGAGACGUCCACCUGGACAGGCUGCCGCCGGAGAUCCUGGUGAAGAUUCUCUCGUUCCUGGACGCCUCCUCGCUGUUCUGCAUCAGUCAUGUCAGCACGCUCUUCCACCAGCUCGCCAACGAUGACGGCCUGUGGAAGAAGAUUUACACCUCGGAGUUUAGGAGUCAGACCUGGAGGCCAAAGUCGGCGCAUGAUGCAGCGAGUCGGGUGGAGGAGGAGGAGGUGGAGGAGGAGCAGUCACUGGGACACUGGAAGAAGAUUUACUUCAGCACACUGGCUGGACGAGAGGUGAAUAAGUGGAAGAGAGAGCUGAAAGACAUCAGGCUGUACACGGGGCUGCCCCGGCAGACAGAGUGGCUCCUCAGGACCCUGAACGUGAGCUGGGAGCUGACGCUGUGCGACUGCUGGGGGCAGGAGACGGUGCUGCAGGAGAGUCGAGUGCACUUCCUCGAUUCCUCAGUGAUCGUCCGCUGGAGCGAGGGCGUCUUCCCCAGGUACCGUCACAUCAGCAGCCUCCAGGUGCACGGCGUCAGGAAGGAGAUGCAGAAGAGCUCCAGAGUCAGGCCCAGCUGGAGGUCUCUGAUUUUAAAGCUGGACAUGGAGACUGAGCGUCGUAGCAUCAUCGGCAGCGACAAACUGAUCAAACUGAUACUUCUGUCGCCGGGCGUCAUCAUCGGCAGCUGGAGGGUGAAUCUCAGGCUCUUGUUUGUCACUUCCUGCAGCCUGUACUCUGAACCCGUGGAGAACUCACACCCUGCGUUUGACUCACAAGGCUACAGCGUCCACUUUGUCCUGCACAACACCGGCACUGAGAUCACGUCGGACCACUUCAGUCACGUCUGCUGUCGCACAGUUCGGCUGGAGCGUGAACUUCUGCAGUUGAAGCUCAUCGACAGCACCGUCUUGCACCAGCACAAACUGCUGUCUGGAAACAUCAAGCUGCCGUGGAAGAGCGAGGAGCUGGAGGGAGCAGUGGAGAACUGCUGCAUCAUGACGCUGACGGUGCUGGACCGGUUCCUGAAACCAGUCUGGUGUGUCAGCACGCCGAUCUUCAUCAGGAUGGCGAAGAGGCCUCUGUCCAUCACGUACUGCGGCGAGCACUUCCUGAUGGACUACAACGGCCCCGGCGGUAAGGUGAAGAUGAAGCUGGUGUGGAUGAAGGAGCAGAAGCAGUUUUUCCUCAUCAGCCUCAUCAUCUACAUUUAAUUUCCCAGAGGCAGCUUGUGUUGAUUCUUCUCUCGAGCAGAAACUUUGAGUUUAUCUAGUUUUUGUUGAUGGUUUCAAUGGAAUCAGUGAAGAAAAGAAGAUAUUUAAAGCUCCAGAUGUUUCAGCUUCAUUUCUUUAAAAAUGAGUUCAAAGAGUUUGGACCUCUAGAAAAAUAAAAGCAGAUUUCAUUGUAAA
Messenger RNA from Paralichthys olivaceus (Japanese flounder), 1734 nucleotides. NCBI's taxonomy places the organism in Eukaryota, Metazoa, Chordata, Actinopteri, Pleuronectiformes, Paralichthyidae. The record is from RefSeq and is a predicted model, not a curated record.